This is a messenger RNA of Lynx canadensis (Canada lynx), 1246 nucleotides long. It is a transcript of the gene AKIP1, whose product is annotated as A-kinase interacting protein 1. Gene Ontology annotation, cellular component: nucleoplasm. Gene Ontology annotation, biological process: regulation of non-canonical NF-kappaB signal transduction. NCBI's taxonomy places the organism in Eukaryota, Metazoa, Chordata, Mammalia, Carnivora, Felidae. The record is from RefSeq and is a predicted model, not a curated record. The coding region runs from base 317 to 940 and encodes 207 amino acids. The transcript has 5 exons.
GCCAAUGGCCUGCUGCGCCGGCGCCGGGUUCUCCAGGUCCAGCCUUCCCUCCCCAACACAGGGCUGUGCGCAUGCGCCUGGAAAGGCGAGUGGGUCAGGGCCCCCUACCGAGGGGAGGGGGGAGACGGAAAUGGAGGGAAUCUGCUCGCACCAGCUGGCCCCCGGACGGGCACCGGCCCGAGGGCGCGUUGGGGGCGGAACUGGGGGCGGUGGUCGCCGGGGAAGUCGAGUCGGGGCUCCCACCCGCAGCGGGAGUAGGGUCGCGGCGGCCCUCUGACCAGCCCGUGUUUGUGUGUAUGUACCCGCGCAGGGAGACAUGGAGAACUGUUUGGCGGCCGCGGCGCUGAACGGGGUGGACCGACGUGCCCUGCAGCGCACGGCUAGGCUGGGUCAAGAAGUGCUGGAGCGGGCCAAGAGGAGGGCGGUGGACUGGCAUUCGCGGGAGCUCCCCCAAAGCAGCGUGGGGGUCACUUCCCGGGAACUGCCUGACCGAGAAAGACGGCCAGCAGCCGGCCCCCAGCGCCUUCUCCCGGGAGAGAGAGAAGAAAGACAACCAACCCUCAGUGCUUCCUUCAGAACAAUGGCAGAAUUCAUGGACUAUACUUCAAGUCAGUGUGGGAAAUAUUAUUCAUCUGUACUGGAGGAUGGAGGGGCAGCCCACGUCUCUCGUUAUCACAGAAGGAAGUCGGAACUGCAUUUGUGCUGUGACGGGAGGAAUGGUCAGAGAAAAGACACCUCUCUUGGUCUUGGAGUCAUCUCUCACGCAUCAGAGUGUGCUCUAGAGGCCUCUCAGCAGCCUGCUGAAAACAUCUCUAAGGACCUCUACAUAGAAGUAUAUCCGGGGACCUAUUCCGUCACUGUGGGUGCAAAUGAUUUAACCAAGACUCACGUGGUAGCAGUGGACUCAGGACAAAGUGUGGACUUGGUCUUCGCCGUAUGAUGUUGACCAUCACGGCCAUCGCAUCACCUUUUCUUAAGUAGCAAGAAGAAUAAAGUCACCAUAUGAUUCUCUUAAUAUUUACACAUUACUCCUGCUUUUACUGCUGACUGUAGAGGGUCAGUCUUCCUGGGAACUGGAGUUUGUCUCUUUCAGUGCCUAUUUUAACUUAAAAUUCUGGAAGUGCCCGCCCCCCCCCCCCCCCCUUGGCUGAAAAUAAUAAUGUAAUGAUGCUAUCUGAAUUGUUUUUAACUGCUUACUUUCCAGGUAAAGGCUAAUUAUAAUAAAGGGAGAUGAUUUGGAAAUGAA